This is a messenger RNA of Dreissena polymorpha, 679 nucleotides long. RefSeq lists its product as uncharacterized. NCBI's taxonomy places the organism in Eukaryota, Metazoa, Mollusca, Bivalvia, Myida, Dreissenidae. The record is from RefSeq and is a predicted model, not a curated record. The coding region runs from base 102 to 476 and encodes 124 amino acids. The transcript has 4 exons.
UUGCACGAAUUCGCCCAUUUCGCAAACAAAGUCAAUCUAUGGAGAGUAUAAAAAUCGCGUUUUGAUACAGAAAAAACAACAGUUUUCAACAAACCUGCAUAAUGAAGCUUCUUCUAAUAGGAUUGUUGGCGGUCUUGCUGGUCUGUGGACUCCAGACAAGAGCAGAGAGAGACGAUUUGACCAAUGGCGAAAUACAGGAAGCUGAAGCGCGGGCAAAUAAAACUAGUGCUUCAGACAAAAAAAUCUGCGAAGGCGUGUGUGCAGAAUUUGAAGGCGACGAUUUAGAGAAAUGCAUGGAUGCGUGUGAAGUAGAUACCUCCAGGCAGAUAGCAGGCGAUGAUGGUGGCGACGAUAAAGGAAGCCCGAAAAGAAAGAGGUUCGUAAGGGUUCGUGUUCGCGUUUCGCCUCCCACGGUGCGAGCGAGGAUUCGGAUUGGUGGGAAAAAAAAACGGUCAGUCGAGGUACCAGAGGCGUAACGGCGUUCUUUUAAAGCCACAACGUCAAUACAGCGAACCAAGAGAACGCAAACUUUGAAAGACGGGUCACCAUAGACGGCAAAAAAUAUAAUCACUAAACAGCAAUCAUAUAUGGCUAUUGAAAGACUUCCAGAUAUAUUGCAAAAUAUAAAAAAUGCGAUUUUCUGCCAAAUUAAAGUAUAAUAUAAAACAUUGAGUUUCAA